Messenger RNA from Hydractinia symbiolongicarpus, 2253 nucleotides. RefSeq lists its product as uncharacterized. Gene Ontology annotation, cellular component: membrane. The coding region runs from base 160 to 2043 and encodes 627 amino acids. The transcript has 8 exons. NCBI's taxonomy places the organism in Eukaryota, Metazoa, Cnidaria, Hydrozoa, Anthoathecata, Hydractiniidae. The record is from RefSeq and is a predicted model, not a curated record. Gene Ontology annotation, molecular function: wide pore channel activity.
UCGAGUCUUUGCGUUUUGCAAAAUUUUACUUUACAGAAUUUAAAAGAAAAUAAAGAAAGUAUAAUUUGUAACCAACAAAAAGAGGAGGCAAGGUCUAUUUAUUACUUAAGAAGAGAAUAAAUGUGAAUCAAGAUAUUAUAAAGAUGCUUUGCAUUGAGAAUGGAUAAACGAGUCAUAAUCAUAUUUGUCUUACUUAUCUACGUUGGUGACACAUCAACUGUGCAAGGUAACAUAUUCAAGAAUCUAUUAAAUUUUUUCACCGGGAACGAGGAAAAUGAUGUGGCCGAAAGACAAAAAAGAAUAACGACGGAUGAAGGUAAUAAAGCCAUAGGGCUUGAAGUACGAGGAUUUCGCAAUGGAGAGAAAGAUGAAGAAGAGGCUGAUUUGAGAAGAAGUGUCAACGAAGAACUUACAGAAAUAUAUAACACGGCCAGUCAUACAGAAAAAAGUAGUGAAAAGAAGCUUAAAACGCGCAGCGUACACGAUAAUGAAGCCAGCGCGCCAGGACAGACAAAAUUUCUAGAACACGUGACCAUGAGGAGUACCAAUAAAAACGAUGAAAAGAAAGAAAACAUUGUUGCACCUUCUGACGGGAAACAGGUUCGUUCAAGUCGUUCGAAGUUUGAAAAUGUAAACAGUAGAGAAGAAAAAGAAAUGUCAUCAAUUAAGACUGUGUCUUCACUUAGUGUUCCCGCUAAUGACAUGAGCGGUAGUGGACAAGAAGACGAUACUCCUCUCACGGAAGUGUCCACAUGGCCUAAAGGGCGUUAUGGAUUGCCAAAGUCAGUAUUUGGUUGUCCCAAGUCAAUCGGAUUCAGGUGGAAAACUGGUUUUCGUUACCAUGACACUGAAGACGAUGGAACAGAGAAUCAGAGAUCUGAUGUCUUCACUUUGGCAGCUAAUUUCUCUGAAGAUGGGAUUAGUCACGAGUUUUGCAUUAAAGAUGAUUUUGAAGGUGAAGGAGACUGGCCUACCGGCAAAUAUUGCAUCUACAAGCGUGGUCCAGUUUGUCCUACCGGCCUAAAAGAAGGCUUCGUGAUAUGGGACGAUGAGAAUACAGAUAAUCAGAACGACAAAGGUGGAGCGCUACCUGAAGGAGAGUACACUGAAGACACGAAAAUAUAUUUCUGUUGUAGUACUACUGGUGUCGUGGACAAUCAAAUAUCUUUGCCUGCAAAAAGUCCAUUCUUUUUGUUUGCCUAUGAAUCUUUUAAAUGCCAAAAGGUCCUAAACAUGAAAUCGACAAGCGAGUUUAUCAAAUUUGACGACGAAGACCAUGGGAACACUGACCACGAAGGUGGCGAAUAUCCUUACGGAAUUCACAAGUUUCAAAAAGAUCACAUGUUGUUUCUAUGCUACUAUGAACCAACCAAACCAGUUCAUUCAUAUAAUGCUGAAUCUGCACUUGCGACGAAUCUUGAAGAAGAAUCAGCCAAAGAUGAAGAACAGUUAGAUCAAGAGAGCAUACGACAAGGUGAAGAAAUCAUGAAAGCUUUUAUGAAAGCAACAGGAGGUGUGGAAGAUGAAACGAGUAAAAGAGAAAGAACGAAAACUAUAAUCAAAACCAUCAAAGUUCCAGUUAAUAGCAAGAACAGUCCAGUUGCGACCGUAAUUGGAUUGGUCCUCGGAAGUAUCGUAAUAGGAACCAUAAUAAUAUUUAUUACAAAGCUUGUGAUUCCAACCAGAAAAGGACAGGAUAAUAUACGUCCAGAUCCACAAGAUCUAAGCAACGAAUGGAAGGGGUCACAUGUUGGUAACAUUUCAGUACAAGCUUUAUAUGAAAACGAGAACGUUCAAAGUACGGCCACCGAUAUAAGUGAUGACGAAGACGAUGAUGGUGAUGGUGGUGAUAAGAGCCCGUCUUGUUACACUGCUUCUGAAAUUGAUUCUUGGUCGGAUUUGGAAGAGGAUGAUGAGUUAGUAGAGGAUCAAUUACUUCCUGAUUCAGAAUUAAAAAGUGGAUUAGAACUUUUGUUUCUAAAACAACAAAGACAUUAUUGGAAUCAAAGGAGAAGACAUGAGCAGAGAGAUCACUCCCAAUAAUGCCAACUUUUCACAAAAAUAAAGCUUUUUUUACAGAAGCCCAUUUGUUGCCUGAUCAGGAAGCGCUUUUGUAAACAUGGCCACUAACUACUGAAUAGAACUUCAUGAAAAUGACGUUGCUAAAGUUUAUUUUUUUUACCUUAAAAAUGUAAAUAUACUUUUUAAAAGAUCUUUAUACGGAAUCGUCCAAAAUAAAUUAUUUUCUUUAUA